AAAAAGCCCCAAACUCUCUCUAUCUCUCUCUCUCUACACCGCCACACCGCCUCUCUCUCUCUCUCUCUCUAAAGCCUCCCCAAAAUUCCCAAAUGCACGACCACAGCACUCUUCACUAUCCUCCUCCGAUACCGUAGCACCCCUAUCGCCGGAACCCUAACGGCACUCGCCCGCCGGCAAAUAUGCGGCGAGAAUUUUUCGUUGGACGUCCUUCUUUGUUGGACUCGAUUCGAAUUCUCCAUUCCAAUUGGCUCCCUUGCUCCUCCUUUUCAAAUUUUAGGGUUUUUUCGUGAUCAAUAACCACACCGCUAAGAAGAACUAGAGCGACACAAGUAACCGCCUAUGGCUCCGGGGCGUAAAAAGGGAGCGAAUAAGAAGAAACUUCAGUUGCGUUUGGGUGAUCUUGUUCUUGCUAAAGUCAAGGGUUACCCUUCUUGGCCUGCCAAGAUUAGCCGGCCUGAAGAUUGGAAGCGAGUCGCUGAUGCUAAGAAAGUUUUUGUCUAUUUUUUUGGAACUCAAGAAAUUGCUUUUGUUGCCCCUUCUGAUAUUCAGGUAUUCACAAAUGAAGUGAAGAAUAAAUUGUCAGCUCGGUGUCAGAGUAAGAAAGAUAGGUUCUUUUCCCAAGCUGUGAAGGAAAUCUGUGCAGCUUUUGAAGAGUUGCAGAAGGGAAAGUCAAGUGGAUUGGGAGAUAAUACUGAUAGAUCAGCACUAGGAUCUGAGGGUCAAUCUGUUGACUCAAUGGAAGAGGAUGGGGCAGGGGAUGACUUAAAUGAGGGGAUGGGUAAAGUUGGACAAAGUGGAGUGAUGUGGGAUUCAGGACGUGAAUUUAGUUCUAAGUUAGAGCAUUGCUCCAGUAGACGAGGUGAAGCGGGCUCUGAAGGUAUGAAGCCUUCUGUUUCAUGUGACACUGAUGACAGUUCAUCCCCAGGUAUUUCUUCUGAAAAUAAGGUUAAAACAUUUGAUGGUGAACAACCACAAGAGGUAUUAUCUGCUUCCAGUUUGGAUAAUGUUUCCUUUGUAAAGGAUGAAGCCUCUUGUAAUGGAAAUCUGGAUGUUAAUUGCAUGAAUAACCUGUGUAAUGGUGAGGAGGCAAGGACAAAUCCUCAUGAGUCUAAGACAGUGGUUUCUGGGGCAGACAGAAAAUUGGAAUGUGAUUCUAGGGAGCAAGUGAAAGGUGGAGAAAAAGGCAAGCAUGCUAGUGGCAGAAUAAGAGAUUCCCCCCCAGGUCCUCCUAAAUCAGAUUCAGGAGCCAAUGGUGGUAGAAAAGCAGAACUAUCAGAAGCCAAAAAGGAUACUAUUAUGGUGUUCAAUGAUAUACACGAAAAUAAGGUCUUUCAAAAGAAAAGGCGUGCCCAACCUGAACAUGGAAAAUCUGAGCUUGAAACGACUGAAACUACAAAUCCUGCUAAGAAAUUAAAGCGUGUAGACAUGGAAGAUGAUGUUACCAAGGGACCCCUCUUAGAAAACAUGAGUAUUUCACCAAGCUUGAAUGUAGUCGAUGACAAAGCAGUCAAACAGCCUGUGGCACAUGGGAAAAGAGAAAUCCUUUUGGCAUUAAGAGCCCAAAGUGGUAAAGUUAAAUCUGAUGCUUUUGCCCAAAUAGGUAAAGUGAAAUCUAAUCUUUCUUCUCAAUUAGGUAAGUUUAAACCUGGUACAUCUGCCAAGACGAGUAAAGUUGAUUGUGAUGCAUCUGCCCAGACAGUUAAAGUCAAAAGUGAUCCUCCUGCACAAUGGGGUAACACUAAUACUGAUGCAUCUGCACAAAUAAGCAAAGUUAAACUUGAUGCAUCUGCUGAAAUUGGCAAAGCUAAACCUGAUGCUUCUGAUCCAAUGAGUAAAGUUAAAUCCGAUGUUUCAAAUGAUGAAACUGUGCUGCCUGUAUUAAAACGACGUAAACGGGCAAUGGAGGCGAUGUGUGACGCUGCUGCUCUCAAUUCCGAUGACAGAAUGGAGAAAAAUGCUCUUGAGCUAAAUAGUGAUUUAGCUUCUAUCAAUACGAGAGUUUCUGUCACCCAACAGCCCAAAAGGCGAAGAGCUGUUUGCCUUUAUGAUGGCGACAAUGAAGAUGAAGAACCCAAAACUCCUGUUCAUGGAGGAGCUGACAAAAAUGUCAGAGCACAUGUGUCUGUUUCAGACACUUCCAAGAGAACUAAUGUGCACGUUGAAAGUUCUGUUAAUCAAGAACACAGAAGUUCUAUUAAUGCUCAGACAAGUUUGAGGGAUUCUACUGGAUUAGAGAAUAGCCAUUCCAAGGAAUCAUCUUUGCUGAUGCAGAACUAUCCUCUUUCACCUAGCUGUCCAAAAACUGCAAAGAGGAAUGAUAUUCGUGUCUCUCCAAGUCCUGGCAAAUCAGAGUCCGAGCAGAUACUGACCAAGGAGGCCAAACCAAUCAUAACUACCCCUAAGAGGUCUCCUCAUCUGCUUCCUGCCACCAAACCAGUUGUGGAACAGCAUAAAGCUACCAAGCCCUCCAUUAAAGUUUCCACACUGGGCAUUCAAAAGAGGGCCCAGGCUGGACCUGGCAAGGUUUCAGGUCCUGUUUUGGAUAGUUCAAACACCUCUCAAAAUCAUGUGCCAAGUCAAAAAAGUAGAGCAGCUUUUUCUGGGGAUUGGCCAAAAAGUACUCCUAAAGCAACUUCACAAAUGAGUGAUCCUACUGUUCCAAUGUGUGCUCCAUCAGAACUGGAAGUUGGUAUGGAUGAUAGAAGCAGCUUUUUGGUCGAUUCUAAGACUCUAGAUUCUGUUACAUCUAUGAAACAUCUCAUUGCUGCUGCUCAAGCAAAAAGGAGACAAGCUCACUCACAACCUUUUCCUCAUGGAAACCCUGCUUUUAUAGCUCUUAACGAUGCUCAGGGAAGGAGCCCAAGCUCCUCACCGGGCCAAAAUUUUUUAUCUGGUACUAGCAAUGCUGUACAGGCAGAUAUGCAAGGCUUCUAUCAUAAUACAAAUUUAGUUUCUCCAUCUUCACAUGGUCACCAAUCAGCGUCACACAGCCAAGUGGAAGCUGAAGAAAUUGAGGAGCAAAGAGUUAGUUCAGGACAGAGGGCUGCUGGAGGUUCAUUGAGUGGUGGUACUGAAGCUGCUGUGGCUCGUGAUGCUUUUGAAGGGAUGAUAGAGACUUUAUCAAGGACAAAAGAAAGUAUUGGACGUGCAACUCGCCUUGCCAUUGAUUGUGCCAAGUAUGGCAUUGCAAAUGAGGUGGUUGUAGAACUUCUAAUCCGAAAAUUGGAAAGUGAGCCUAGUUUCCACCGCAAAGUGGACUUAUUUUUUCUUGUAGAUUCCAUCACCCAGUGUUCACAUAAUCAAAAAGGUAUCGCUGGAGCUUUGUAUGUCCCUACGGUGCAAGCAGCCUUACCACGCCUUGUUGGUGCUGCUGCUCCACCAGGAGCCAGUGCUCGGGAAAAUCGUCGUCAGUGUUUAAAGGUUUUAAGGUUGUGGCUUGAGAGGAAAAUCUUUCCAGAAUCUGUUUUGAGGCACUAUAUAGAUGGUAUUGGAGGUUCAAAUGAUGAUGCCUCUGCUGGAUUUUCCCUUCGACGUCCAUCCCAAUCUGAGCGAGCUAUAGAUGAUCCAAUCAGGGAAAUGGAAGGCAUGCAUGUAGAUGAAUAUGGCAGUAAUGCCACAUUUCAGUUGCCUGGGCUUUUAUCUUCUCAUGUGUUCGAGGAUGAUGAUGAUGAUGAUGACUUUCCGAGCAGUCCUUUUAAGGAAGUUAAUGUUGUGUUAGGAGUUACAGAAUCAACCCAUGCUCUAGGAGAGAGAGAAACAUUUACUGCGACUGCAAGUGACAGGCGCCAUUGCAUCUUAGAGGAUGUGGAUGUUGAACUUGAAAUGGAAGAUGUGUCUGGACACCCAAAGGAUGAAAGACCCUCAUCCAUAGGUGUUUUUUUUGAAAUGGAAGCACAGCAGCAUUACUCAGAUAGGUUACCAGAACCAGCAUUAAAUGAUUCUGUCCAUUUGUUGCCUCUACCAGAUGGUUCUCCACCACCGCCUCCUGAUUCUCCUCCUCCACCUCCGCCUUUGCCUUCCUCUCCACCGCCGCCGCCGCCACCACCACCUCCACCACUUCCACCUCAACUCUCAACAUCUUUGUCACCGCCGCCUCCACCUCCACCUCCACCUCCACCUCUUCCGUCACAACCACCACCUCCUCUCCCCCCUGUGCCACCUUCAGCUCCUCUGCCUACUGUGGUACCACAACCAUCUGUACCAACUCAAUCUUCGUUACUAGCAAAACCAAUACGACCAUCUCAGUCAUCUGUACAGUCCUCUCCUCAUUUGGCAUAUCAAUCAGCUGUACCUCAUGAAUACUGUACUACACCCAAUAGUAAUCAAAUUGUCCAAAUGGCUGGAAGUACUCCUCAUGGGAAUCACAUGUUCUUAAAUCCUCAAGCUCCUCAACAAAACCCACAUUUUCAGCCAGUUAAUGCACCUUUUGCACAAAGACCGCUGCAUUCAAACCUACCACAAAAUGCAUCAGGUCACUUCUCAUUCACGACGCCUCCAAUUCAGCAGCUUCCUUAUCCCCGUCCAUACUCUAUGCCAUCACAUCCAGAUGGUCGGCCACGAUUUUCCACUGAUGAACAGUGGAGGAUGCCUUCAAGCGAAUAUCCAGAUAAUCAUCCUGGUGCAUGGAUGGGUGGAAGAAAUCCAUCUUAUGCAGGCCCUUCUUUUGGCCAGGAAGGUCACUUUCGGCCACCACCUCCAAAUAAUAUGGGUUUUCAGGUUGCUCCCUCCAACAAGGUACCUGCUGGAGCUUCCAUUCCAGGUCAUGGUGUUACACAGAUGUUGCCAUGUAGACCAGACAUGCCUGCCCUUAACUGCUGGAGGCCAGCAUAAUAAAGAGCCUGAGGGCAUCUUAAGUUUUUGACUCUGUGAUCCUGAAAUGAGAAAGUGCGCUUGCGUUAUCAUGCACCUCAAGGAAGGUUCCCAUUUUGGACAAAAUACAACUACCUCUUGAAGGCAGUGUUUGAACCUUGUGGAGACUCUUGGCAGGGCUCUGUAUAGUGUAAUUUCCUGACAAAUGUAUCCCAGGAACAUCUGCUUCUGAGUGUAGGGCCGUGUUUCUUACUUGGCGGAUUUGACUAUAGACCUAUAUGUAACUCUGCCCCUACGUUUGACUACCAGUUUGAGCAUGAUUCUUAAACUCAGUUCUGAUUUUGUGCAUAGAAGCUGCCUGCUGCAAGUUUUCUUGGUAAAGGUGGUUGAGGCAAAAAAUUAAGGUGCAUCUGCUGUCAUUCAUGACUUACUCAUUUUGGGGAAUAAAGAUCAAGCUAUAUCUGGUAGAGAACUUCUGCAAAAUCUGAGGUACAGAAGGGUGGAUUUUGGUGCUUCUCACCAAGUUAACAAAAAAAUAAAGUACAAGAGUGAGAAAAUGUAUCAGCAGUUUUUUUCCACAUAAACUAACAAGAACCUACGAUCUUUAUUUGAUACCCCCCCCCCUCCCCAAUCUCUUUCUAGUUACCUUCAAGAGCUAGCUAGCUACUCAACAGCAGACAAAAUGUUGGAUCCAAAAAUCGAGUAAAUUGAAUGUGAUCUCAUAUACUGAACUAAUCGAGCGCUGUUUUGUUUUUCCGACCAGUUGUUGGUUUUGGCAAUCCAUCAAAGAUUGGUCUCGUUAUGGUUGAAGCAGACAAGGCUUGCAAAUCUGGCUUCAAACUCCACUUCGAUGUUGGCCAGAUGGAAGAACUAAUACUGUCUUGAUCAUUCAAACUAGGCGUGCUUGAUGACUUCCUAACCAUGGGAAAUCCAUCAGCCACAUCUCUGGGACCUGAUUGUGCAGAGAUCAAACCAGCUGCCUCAACAUUUUUUGUGGCUCGGUUUCCUGCUUUGGGUCUGAGGGCUAAGCAUUUUCCAGUGAUUGUCGAGAAAGCAGCCCCGCUGUUUUCCUCUCUAAUCAGCAAGUCAGAGUCGAUGGAAGUGAAAUCAGUUUCUGAUUUCUGACGACGCCUCACCAAUUUCUCAGACUCAAUUUCCUUUGCAUCAUCAAGGAAUAAUUUGUUAACCAGUUCAUUGUUCUCGUCAAGUAACUCAUUAACCCAGCUUCUAGUUUUCCGAUGGAGGCACAAAGGCGGGUGGGAAGCUGGUGAUGGUUUAAGAUACAGACCACCUUCCAGAUGAUGAGAAUAUCCAUUCCUGUUGACUGCCAUCUCAAAACCUUUAGAUGUGUUCUUUUGAUCUUUCGGCUUAAGCCCGUAGUAACCUUGUAAAGAGCUCAUAGCUGGAGAAACCUUAAGCUGCGAAGAUUUGGGAUUCAAAUACUGGAAUGAAUCAAAGACAUCAGACUGCAAACCUCGUGGCGGGGUCUGUUCAUAACUGCUCAGUCUGCAGAAAAAGUUCAGUGUCAUAAUCGGUAGAUUUUAGGCUAAAUUUGGGGCUGAUCUCCACCCCAGAAGAUUCUCAUGUUGAAAAAUAUUGUCAGCUAAUCAAAAGGAACACUGAAUGCUGUAAGGUUUUAGCUUUAAGUGCAUUUUCCUCUCAAAUCUAAAAA
Messenger RNA from Populus trichocarpa (black cottonwood), 6484 nucleotides. RefSeq names its product ENHANCER OF AG-4 protein 2. The record is from RefSeq and is a predicted model, not a curated record. Gene Ontology annotation, molecular function: double-stranded DNA binding; transcription coregulator activity. NCBI's taxonomy places the organism in Eukaryota, Viridiplantae, Streptophyta, Magnoliopsida, Malpighiales, Salicaceae. Gene Ontology annotation, biological process: regulation of transcription by RNA polymerase II. The transcript has 15 exons. Gene Ontology annotation, cellular component: nucleus. Bases 343 to 4833 code for a protein of 1496 amino acids.